Messenger RNA from Paramuricea clavata, 2666 nucleotides. Lineage: Eukaryota; Metazoa; Cnidaria; Anthozoa; Malacalcyonacea; Plexauridae. The record is from the annotation of a GenBank genome assembly.
AUGGACAAAACCUGGGAAUUUUAUGAAGGAGUGGCAAGCAUAUCUAAACUUUGUUCGCAUGACAGUGACAAAUCCACCCAAGUUACCCCGCCAUCCUUCAUUUCCUUUACAACGAAUAGAAACAUUGGUUUAGCGCAAAUCUGUGCAAAAACCAAUAACCAUGAAAAUGAUUAUGCAAUACAACAACCGAUACCAACCAUUGCGCAACCGAGAAAAAAGAAAUAUCCUGUUACAUCACGUGUUCCCAAUUACAAGGCAUUAAUUCCAAUUAAUUUAACAUCCACAAGAAAAGUUCCUUCGAGAGAGUCGGGAUUUGCUGUUCCUAAGUUUAUGUUUAUCAACAUAUGUAGUCUGGCAAAAACAAAAAAUCGAGUACGAGCUGUAGUUGCACUGGAGGCAGACUUGGUCAAUAACGAUAUAGAUGUAUGUGUGGUGAGCGAGAGUCACCUGAAACCUGAAAUGCCAGAUGCUGUGGUGACCAUUCACAAUUAUUCAAUAUUUAUAAGAGAUAGAAGUUGGGAAGGACGCGAUAUGAGAGCAAAAGGAGGGGUAGCAAUAUAUGUUCGGAACAACUUAAAAGUUAUUGAUAUUUAUCGAUCCAGUUUGUACGAACUUAUUGGUGUCACACUUCUGUUACCUACAGGAAACCGCAUGUCGAUAUAUGGCCUUUAUCACCCACCUAGGCACAAUUAUCUGGAGAGCGACUUAUUGGAUUAUUUGAUAAAUAUUUCUGACGACGUUCUGGACAAAUAUCCAGACACUGUAAUUGUUUGUGGAGGGGAUUUGAACAGUUUGGACAUAAAACACCUUGAGGAACUAUCAGGAUGGGAUACAAUGGUCGACUUUUCAACAAGGGGUAACGCAUGUUUGGAUAACUGCCUUACAAAUAGAAUAGAUUUGUUCUCAAAAUGUUAUCCUUUCCACAUGUUAACUAAAACAGACCACAUGGGGGUUAUUUUACCAGCAGGAACGAAACUAAAACCUAUGCGCCGAAAGGUUGAAUUUCAGGAUUGUAGAAAGCAUCGAAAGGAAGAUUUCCACAAAGCUUUAGCAGAAGAAGAUUGGGAGGAUGUAUCGCAGUCCACGAAUGUAAAUGACGCUGUGAAUUGUCUUGAACGUAAGAUCAUGGAUCAUAUGAAUAAAUGUAUGCCCACAAAAACAGUCUCAAUUUCGUCACGUGACCCUUACUGGAUGAGUCCUUUAAUUAAAUCUUUGCUAAAAUCUAAAUCCAGAAUUGCUCGGUCGCAAAAGGAUAGACUCAGUUUAAUUAAAGUGCCACUAACCCCCUAAAUUUUCUUUUCAUAAAAUCAAUAACCGCUAUUUAUGGAGUACAAAAAUGAAAAAAUUGUUUUAAUCGGUUGAAUUCUCGCUAUUCUAUGGCUUCUCAAAGUUUGAAAAAUUGCCCUAAAAUCGACGCCAUUUUGUCCCACGAGCGAGCGCCGAUGAUAUGGGCUUGUGACGUCAAUUGGUGAACCGGCUGUUGUGUCAACACAAGUGUUUACAGUGCUAGGCGAGUUUGUUAGGCAUGCGAACGGCGAGAAAAUGCCGAAAAGAUGCGUUGUUGCCGGUUGUAACAACAUAGGAGAUAAGGAAAAAGAAAUAUCGUUGCAUGCAAUUUCUUAUUCGGGGGACGAACGGCCCGAAGCGAAAAAAAACGAAAGAAAUGGACGGACUUCGUACUAUUAAGCCUCAAACGUGCAAAAUGGACGCCGACGUCGUAUUCAGUCAUAUGCUAUCAGCAUUUCAAGCCCGAGGAUUUUUUGCGACGGUUUUCCCAUGUCGAAGGUGAAAGCUUCGUUGGCAACAGAUGGCUCAAAAGGGACGAGAUCGUAAUUUGUGUAUUCCCAACAAUCAUGCCAUCAGCUGACGCACAGAAAGUUUCAGACAGAUACAAGAGAAUGGUAUGCUAAUUUUGUAUUUUAUACAUAAUUGUGCGCAACUUGAAUUUGUUUUACUAAACUGAUUUAAUUAAUAAACAUAUCAUUAUAUAACAUGCUAACACUUAAACUGAUAAACAGUAAUUGGGUAAAGCAUAUAAGAAAGACAAUUUCGUUUAGUCUGUGAGAGCUUUCUUUGUCAUUACAGUAAUUCUGUCUUCAGACUUCAGCCUUGCAGAUUUUUGUAAUUUCCGUGUGCAAUUUGAUACAGUAUUAUACAGUGAUAUAAUUCUCCAUCUAUGUCUCUUGCUAUGCCUAUGUUUUAGUAAAGUCAAUAUGCCCACUAUGACCCAUAGGGGUGUAUUUUAAGGAUGUCUGAGGAGGGUAUCAUAUUUGACUGUCAAAAUAAUUAUAGUGAAAUAUUGAUCAAUGCAUACCAUGUACCCAUGUAUAUAUAUAUAUUCCAUGUUUGAUUUGUACAGAUUAUGUCGAAGAAAUAUUUCAAACUUUUCUCAAUGUUACCAAAGAUGAUCUUAAAAAAGCAGCCAAGCAACUCAAAGAGUACGGUGUCUUUGCAAAGUGUUGCCCACUGCCUGUGGCCCACAGAUAAGUUACCCAGUAUGCUUGCUGUUAAUAUAAAUCUUUUUGUUACUGUAGUUUCACUACUACGUUGUUGAACAGAGCCAAAAGAAGUCUAAAGCAGCACCAAAAUGCAGGGCAUGUGAACAACCCAUGAAAGGACACAAGUUUGUUACAGACUGUCCAAGGAAUGAAAGGAGCACAUCAUAG